AUGAGCCCUCGGGGCCUUCUCCUUAUUUUGGCCGUCGCCACCCCGAUUUUGGGAAACAGUUUGUUGAAGCGGACGAUACAUGCGGAUGGGAGUCGAGACUUUACCAUCGUCAAACACAUCCAGAAGAACACUUGCAGUUGCAGUUGCAAAUGCGUCCCAGACUCGGUAGCUGAACAAUGGCUAAGCGAUCGUCACGAGCCGGUUAAUAAGCUAGUCGACGAUGCUCCUGAAUCGUCAGCAGUCCUAGAAGCUAUUCUUGGUCCGAGCUCCAAGACCGAGAAAUCCCCUGAAGCUGUUGCACAAAACAUUGAGAAAACGCUGAGCCACUUGACUCCGGAUAAACGUAAACCGGAAGUUGCCGCAACAGGUGCCGCUCAACAACGGCCAAUGAAAAAUAGUGUAGCCGAUUUUGAUGCGACAGCACCAUUAGCCCACAGAGGUGGAAGUCGAGUUCAAGGAGUCAAAAAUUUGAAUCCAGUCGAUACAACCUCAAGCUCUUCUACCGUAACCCCUUCCACGACUCCAGCAAGUUCAUCAAACUCCGGUUCUGAUGCAGAUUGGACUGAUGAUCAAGAGACCAAGGAUUCGUUGGCUUCCUUGAACAAAGAGGCUGCCAAUUCUGAAGCGACUGAUGUUACAAACGUUGCUAGUAGCAACUCGGACAAGCCCAAUCCUACGCUGAAAGUGACUAUCCACCCAGCUGCCGAGCCCACGGUGACGGUUCGGGUGAUCGAGGAAUCAAAAUCCGAGACGACCACCGCAAAAUUGGCUGAGAAUAUCGAUCAACACGUUGAGGCGACGGAGCAGAAGAAUGAGGACCUUCCUACCACUAAACCUGCCCUUCCGGAUACGGAAACUACAGUAGCAGACACCACCAAGGUCACAGAAAAGACGGAGCCAGAAACUACUCCUCUCGCCACAACUACUGUUGAGCAUACGACAAUGCCCCAGAAAGACGUUGAAACUACGCAAGCUACGCCCACGACCUCCAAAGCGGUGGCUACCACCGACGUCCCGGAAGAUGAAGUCAGGACAACGGCUCGAGGUGCUGAUCUCUUGACGUCAUCUGGAAUGUUUAGGACAAGCCCCCGUGAGCUGCCCCCACGAUGGAAGAGCCUCAUGGAUCGCCUAAAAAUCAAACUGGAAGAACUGAAGGCCAGAAAGCUGGCUGAAGCCGAAGCAAAAAAACAGUCCGAGUUGACUGCUGCCAAGGCACUAGUUCUCGGUGUUGAACCGACUACUUUAGCUUCAACUACGCAGCAAUCCACAACCACGGUUUCUACAUCUACCGUAACCCAGGCUACCACACCUAAAUUGGUGCCAGCGACUUCUGAAGUAGCCAAAACCGGUGAUGAAGCUCCGAGUGGGCUCGGGAGAUUGAUUUUGGAGGACAACUCAUUCCAAGCUUCUGGUUCAAAGAUCGUUACUGUAGAUCCGGUAGCUACAGAGGCUACAACUAUUAUGGUAACUCCAGGUGCUGCUGAAUCUACAACAAAGCCGGAAGCCGCAGCUUCUACAGUAGCUCCAGGUGCUUCUGAAGCCAACAAGAAGCCGGCAGCUGAGACUACAGCAGCUCCAGGCGCUUCCGGACCUACCAAAAAACCGAAAACAUCUGAAACAAUAGUAACGGGAGCAUCAAGCUCCUCGGUUGCCCCAGUGACUUCAACAACUCAGGAAGCUCCAAAAACUCAAGCUUCUGAAGCUACGACGCUAACCUUGGGCUUGACGACAAAUGCUCCUAAAGACGCACAGGCUUCGGAAAGCAGUGGAACAACCAGGAUUGACUUGACUACCACAAAACUUGACGGAACCACGACUCCGACCACUGUAGGAGAUUCUGAUUUGACUACUACUACUACUACCGUACUUCCAAGCGUCGCUCCGACAGCUGGGGAUGUGCGUCAGGCAGCUGGAGCUACGACGCCUACUGUAGCGCCAGUGAGCGAUGUAACUCCUACUGCCGCUGUAACUCCCAAGGAGCCUGCGACGGAAACAACUAAGAAAAGCGCCAUCCCGGUUACUGUAGCGACCGUAACUACAACUGAGAAAAGGUCUGAAACAAGUACGAAUGCUCCUAACAACGCUACUACGAACGCUGCAACUACUGUAGCUCCAGAAACUUCCCGCUCAACUGAUACCCAGACUAGUGCUGUACCGUCGACAGCCAAAACUAGCACUACUCAAGCUCCUACCACCCCCAAGACCACUGUAGCUCAGAACAAUGAUGCUACGGUGUCUACCAAGAAUUCUGAAACAACGACAACAACAGGUUCGGGCUUAGAAAUUGCUUUCAAGACUGCCCCUGCUGAAGAGAGCACCCAAAAUUCUAAAGAUGCUGGAGAAACUACAGUUAAACCGAUAGUGGUCUUCCCGAAGAAGGGAAAGAAGGCAAAGGAGCAAGAGCUGAAGAAGAACAAAAAACAACAAGGACUUGAGAUUGCGUCGGUUUCUGAAGAAGAUGAGCCUAAGGAGAAGGAAGUAAAGAAGCAGUCCGUGAAAAAUCAACAGAAAGUGAAGCAGCAGCAGCAGAAGAAGGGAAAGAAAAACAAUAAGAACGAUGAUGAGGAGUAUGAGGUGAUCCCAUCGGAAGAGGAUCUGGACGAUGAGGAUGAGGAAUCUGCGGAAGAGGUGAAGCAGAAGAGGCCGGCUUUCAAGAACUACCAUCGCUAUAAACGAGAGACAAUCCACGCCCACGAUGAUGGAAAUGGUGACGAGAAGCCGAGGCCCGAGCACGUUAAGCCGGGCAAGGCGGCGCCUAAGCAAAAGCAAAAAAAC
Messenger RNA from Mesorhabditis spiculigera, 2775 nucleotides. The record is from the annotation of a GenBank genome assembly. Lineage: Eukaryota; Metazoa; Nematoda; Chromadorea; Rhabditida; Rhabditidae.